Geodia barretti is the source of this 1077-nucleotide messenger RNA. The record is from the annotation of a GenBank genome assembly. Lineage: Eukaryota; Metazoa; Porifera; Demospongiae; Tetractinellida; Geodiidae.
AUGGGAGCCGAACAAAUGAACGUGAUCGACCUGCGAAGCGAUACUAUCACCCACCCCACGGAGGCAAUGCGAAAAGCCAUGUCCGAAGCCGAAGUGGGUGAUGAUGUUUACGGCGAAGACCCAUCCAUAAAUUUGCUUGAACAGCGGGCGUCGGAAAUCCUGGGGAAGGAAGCCGGGCUAUUGACUGCCAGUGGCACUAUGAGCAACCUGGUUGCCGCCCUUACGUAUUGCCACCGGGGCGACGAGAUAAUCAUGGGAGACCAGGCCCACAUGUUCUGGAACGAAUCUGCCGGUGUUUCUGCGUUGGCCGGCGCGCAGGUUCGGUUGGUCCCUAACGACGAUCAGGGCAAGAUAGACCCUGCAGACCUGUCUGCUGCCAUACGCCCUCGGGGCAACGUCCAUAUGCCACCCACUACCCUGGUCUGCCUGGAGAAUACUCACAACCGGUGCAGCGGUGCGGCACUAACACCGCAGGACACCAAGGCGGUAGCCGACGUGGCUCACGAGGCGGGAGCGAGUGUGCACAUGGAUGGCGCCCGCAUCUUUAACGCCGCAGUGGCACUGGAAGUCCCCCCUGCCGAGUUGGUUAAGGACGUGGACGACGUUUCUUUCUGCCUCUCCAAAGCCCUGAGUUGCCCAGUUGGUUCGGUCCUUGUCGGUUCCGAAGAGUUUAUAGGCGAAGCCCGCCGGUGGCGGAAGAUGAUCGGUGGGGGCAUGCGCCAGGCUGGUGUUCUGGCCGCCGCCGGCCUGGUAGCCCUGGAAACGAUGAUUGAACGACUGGCCGACGACCACGCCAACGCCCGUCGUCUUGCCCAGGGAUUGGCUGACAUCGAGGGGCUUAAAGUUGACCCUGAAAGCAUUCAGACCAAUAUCGUGAUUUUCGAAAUCGAGCCUUCUGUGGGCACUGCUCCGGAAGUGCUUCAAGCUUUGGCCGACGCAGGUGUCAAGGUAACGCCAUCCCGUACCCAAACCCUGAGAAUGGUGACCCACCGCCAGGUAGACAGCGCCGAUGUAGAGGAAGCCCUGUCAAGAGUAGCCGGGGUUGUCGGAAAGCUUCGCGAGCAGAACAAGGCUUAA